GAUUAUACGUGUUACUUUCCUUUUUGUCUCCAUUCUUUUACAGUACCUCCGCUAUAUUUAGGGGAUUCUAUGGAACAUUCUGGUUGUCGUGAACAGUCAUGGUUCCACUGCUUGUAGUGGCUGUAUUUCUGCUCCAGGGGGCUGUAUUUCGGCCCCCUCAGGCUGCAGCAUUCAAAAUCCUCCCUACCAAUGGAUCCCUCACCCAUCAACAAAUCACUGAGGCAGCUUUCCUCCGCAAGGUGGCGGAAGUGUGUCGUGACACAGCCACUGCCCGUGGGAAAGACUUUACGCUACCUAUCAACAACAAACUGACUCCAACUAUCGUCCAGAGAGCCUGCUCAAAUUCAUAUGCCACCUUAUUAAAACUAUCCACUUUCAAUCUGGCUGUUGUUCAGACUUCCCUUAGCAAUGCAGCUGUGGAUAGAAAGCAGUUCAGUACUGCUCAUCAUUUUGAUAAUGAAGAUUUCGAAAAUGGACGGGACCUCAUCACUCAGGGUGUAGCUGCUGUCAAAAUCAGCACCAGAAAGGGGAAAUAUUUGUCUGGCAGCACCAGUCUUGGAGCUGUGUGUCAUACUUUACAGGAUUUCUAUAGCCACAGCAACUGGGUGGAACUGGGAAGCACUGCUCCUUUCAGCACUCUCAUUAAACCUGAGCGUCCUCUCCACAACCUAGCAACUAAGAAUACCAAAACGUGCAAAAGCUGUGUUGGAGAAGACUGCACUGACAACAUUCUCCCAGAGGUACUGCAGCAGAAGAUAUUAACUUCAGGAUAUUUCGACCUUAUUCUGCCAACCAAACCUGCAGGCAAAUGUAGCCAUGGCAGUGCUCUUGACAGGACCAGUUCUAAAGAACCCACUGGAGGCAUCAAUAAGGAUGACAUCCAUUCAGAACAUGGCUUGCUUCACCAGCGUGCUGCUGAAAUGGCCAUCAACGCUACUAUGGAACUGCUGGAAGAAAUCAGACUAGCCACAGGCGACCAAGCCUUUCUUCGAUUGAUGGGCCUCAGUCAGACCUCAGUUCUGGCUUUUGUAUUUGACAUCUCAGGCAGUUUGUCUAAUUACAUUGCAGAGGCCAAGAGAGUGUGCUUCAGUAUCAUAGACAGCAGGAAAGGAACAUCAGAGGAGCCUUCAGAAUACAUUCUAGUCCCAUUUAAUGACCAGGAUUUUGGACCUCUGAUAAGAACUGGGGAUGCAGAUAAAUUCAAAGAUGAAAUCAAUUCCCUGUCAACAUCUGAUAGUUUAAACCCAGGGAUGUGCCUGUCAGGACUGCUGUUGACAUUGACAAGAGCUCCUCCAUCAUCAGAUAUUUUUGUUUUCACUGAUGCUUCAGCAAAGGACACAGAAUUAAAAAGCUCAGUGGAAGGCAUGAUGCAAAGCACCCUGUCAAAAGUCACUUUCCUGCUGACAAACUCCAUCUCAACGAAAAGUCAACAGAAUGUCUCAUUAUCAAGAUCAUUGUCACAGUCAGACAUAAAGUUUUACAGAGACCUGGCCCAUAUUUCUGGUGGACAGACCAUAGAGGUCACAAACUCUACAUUAUCUCAGACCACGUCAGUCAUUUCAGAUAUAACCACCACUGACUUUGUGACUGUUCUUCAAGUAGAGAGAAAUCCACUCAAGGCAGAAAACUUUUCAUUUGUGUUGGAUCCAACUCUGUCCAGCGUGACUGUGUAUAUCACAGGAGACUCUCCGGUCUUUACCCUCUACAGCCCUACUGGUGUGUCUCAGUCAGGUUCAGUGGCAGAUGGUCCUCUGGGCAGCAUCCAGACUGUUGGAAAUCUAAAGACAAUAAAACUCAACUCUGCCAAUCAGACAGGGGAAUGGAAGAUCAGCAUUAACUCUACAAGUUCCUACAGCCUGAAAGUUAUUGGUCAGAGUUCUGUGGACGUCCUCUUUUACUUUGUGGAGAUAGUUGAGGGUGGUCAUGGAGACUCGUGGGGACAGAGUUUCACCCGCCCUUUUAUUGGUCGGAAUGCUACUUUCUAUGUCUCUGUGACUGGAAGAGAUUCAGUCGCAGUGACUGACGUGCUUCUAGUUGAAGCUUUUGGAUCUGGUGUUGUUAGUGGAACCAUCAAAUCUGUUGGUGCGACAGACUUCCUGGUCAACAUAGACAGAAUCCCAGAGUGGGCAUUUGUGGUGCAGCUGAAAGGACUGUUGAAUGACUCGUCAUUGGUUAGUCGAUUUCAGAGACAGUCACCCACCCAGUAUAAAGGAUCUAGAAUAACUGUCACGGCACAAUCACAGAACAUUACAAAGCCUGGAGUCCCAUUGGGUUUCAACUUUACAGUGGCCACUAAUAUUACAGGCGGCAACUACACCAUCAGAGCUCGGACUGACCAGGGCUUCAGCAUGACCUUCCCCAGCUCUCUGACCCUGGGAACAGGGGGAAGCGCUCAAGGAAGUGUCACACUGACUGCACCCUCCAACACAGAGUCGGGGACGGAUGUCACACUCACUAUUGAGGCAGAAGCUCCGGGAUCAACUGAUCUGAAUUAUGUCACACUGCGACUCACUGUCUCCACAGCAAAUGCUGUUUUUAGUGGCUGUUACUCGCUUUCCAUGUGUCUUUCUUUCUUCUGUUUUUUCAUUUGCUAUUUUGUAUGUUUCUAAAUAACAUUUAGCACAGCAAGUAGCGCUUUAUUUUAAAAUCUUUACUUGUCUUGGGUUUGAGACCAUUUGUAAAUAUUAAAGAAUCGAGAUUAAGGUUUACUAUUGAAAUUCCAGGGUCAAUUUUUGUGGCUAAGCUAGUAGUGCAGUAUAUUCUCUUGAUCUUUUUGAAUGUUUAUUAAAGACAAAGUUCACAUAAGGGGCAUUAGCAUUGUAUAAGCACAUGUAUUGAUUUUGCUUUUUACAAUAGCUCCACUCUCAUUCAGUUUCUCCUUGGCUAAAGGGCUGCACUGAACUCUUGUCACACGAGUGAUUAAAAGUUAUAAGGUUUUAGACAGU
This is a messenger RNA of Labeo rohita (rohu), 2945 nucleotides long. Its product is annotated as von Willebrand factor A domain-containing protein 7-like. The coding region runs from base 99 to 2609 and encodes 836 amino acids. The transcript is spliced from 15 exons. NCBI's taxonomy places the organism in Eukaryota, Metazoa, Chordata, Actinopteri, Cypriniformes, Cyprinidae. The record is from RefSeq and is a predicted model, not a curated record.